UAUAAGCGACAACAUUACAAAAAAAAUGUUUUUGUGUUUAUUAUUGCAUUUCUUAGAGGAAUUUCCGUGUUAUUAAGAAUAAAUAACGUAUGUGCACAGAUUUUUAAGAGCAACAAGUGAUAAUAAGUAUCUUACAUAAGUGUGCGAGAAUGGCGUCUCCAAGCGAUUGGCAGCUGGGCUGCACAGAGAUGAAACAGCGCGGAGGGCAUCUGCUUCUUUCGGGGCAGUGGUCGGACUGCUCGUUCCUGGUGGGCACGGAGCCCCAUCAAAUGGUAGUUAACGGCCACAAGCUUAUCCUGGCCAUGGCGUCUCCGGUUUUUGAGGCCAUGUUUUACGGCGGGAUGGCCGAGAGGAACGAUCUUAUUCCCAUCUUGGAUGUCCAGCCUGACGCCUUCAAAGCCUUGCUAGAAUACAUCUACACAGACAACAUAAACAUAAGUUCAUUUGAUAAGGCAUGUGAGUUGUGCUAUGGAGCCAAGAAGUACAUGCUGCCACAUUUAGUGAAGGAGUGCACGAGAUACCUCUGGUCAGACCUCUACCCUCGGAAUGCCUGCCGUGCAUACGAAUUUGCGAGGCUGUUUGAAGAGACUGUGCUUAUGGAUAAAUGUAUUCAGAUAAUCAGCACAAACACUAAAGAAGUAUUAACGGACAGCAGUUUUGAGGAUGUAGACCUGAACACAGUGAUUACGGUGUUCUCCCUAGACCACUUGAAUGUGGACAGUGAACUGGAUCUGUUUGAGGCUGCAGUGCGAUACGCCAAGGGUCAGGACAAGAGGAAUGCGGAGAGAAGUGCCAGCCCUGUGAUGGAGAGGCCCAGUCCUGGACCGUCUACUUCGAAAGACAAGGUAGUAAACAUAGAGAGUAGUGCGGAGAACAGCCCGGUGGCCGUCACGGAGGCCUGCAAGUCGGGGGAGGGCGAACAGCCCGCCACGGAGCCCGCCGUUGUCAAGAAUGAGAAGCCAGAUGGAAAGGCCAAGAUAAGACCAGCUAUAGAGAAGAUCCGCUUCCUCACUCUCACACCGCAGCAGUUCGCUGAGGGUCCAGCUCGCUCCACGCUGCUGACAGAGUCUGAAUCAUUUGCAGUACUGAUGAACAUUCUCUCGAGCAACUCCGAUGUGCCUAUGCCUACUGGAUUCUCGACUUGUAGGGUGCCCAGGAAGCAACUUAUUGGUGGACCUUCAAGUAUGCCGACGUUCACGGUGGACACGCCCAGCCCGGUGAUGUUAGACAUGUCCUCGCUGGACCGGCCCGCGAACCCAGAACCCUGCAUGCAGUACCCGCGCCCCGCGAGGUUCGAAGGAGCGGGCUCGUCGGGCAUCCACAACGUGGUGUCGUCGAGCCGUCUGGCGCCGUCGCUGGUGUUCCCCAGCGCGCUGGCGGGCGAGGGCUGCCGCGCCGGCGAGGCCGCGCGGCUGUACUGCCGCCGCGGCGUGGUGCAGCAGACCGACUGCCUCAACACCAGCGUGCUCGACUGCUCCGUCACCUUCAUGGUCGACAAGAACAUAUGUCUGCUCGGCGUGCAGGUGCCGACGCAGGCGCCGUCGGAGGGCUCUGCGGCGGCGCCGGGCCGCGCCGGCGAGGGCUACUCCGAGCUGCUGUACGCGCACCUGCUGGACGCCGACGGCGCCCGCCUCACCUACACGCACUACACCAACCGCGUGCCCUACCGCCACCUGCUCGACAUCAUGUUCAACCGGCCCGUCUACAUACAGCGGAACAAGGUAUACAAAGUGGGGAUAGUGUUCAACAAGGUAGGUUGGUACCCGCUGGGCACGUGCGCCCAGCAGGUGUCCGCUGAGUCCGUGUUCUUCAACUUCGGGAUCGGGCAGAGCUCCGACUCGGUGCGCGACGGGCUCAUACGGUCGAUAAUAUUCACCUACUAGUGGGAGGACUAUCUGAUCGUGGAGCGAUACGCUUUAUAGCAUCAUGGUGGGUGCAGCUCUAGCCGUUGGGUUGACGAUGGUUAGGUUAUUUGGCUCGUGUGGUUUGGAUAGUGGAAGAAGCUGUAGGAACUACGCAAAACAAGUCGCAGACAACCUACCUCCGUAGAGAAUUAGCUGUCACUGGGGACGU
Pectinophora gossypiella (pink bollworm) is the source of this 2073-nucleotide messenger RNA. RefSeq lists its product as uncharacterized. Gene Ontology annotation, biological process: neurogenesis. The record is from RefSeq and is a predicted model, not a curated record. Bases 150 to 1883 code for a protein of 577 amino acids. Gene Ontology annotation, molecular function: protein binding. Gene Ontology annotation, cellular component: cytosol; P-body. NCBI's taxonomy places the organism in Eukaryota, Metazoa, Arthropoda, Insecta, Lepidoptera, Gelechiidae. The transcript has 9 exons.